Molecule: messenger RNA, 463 nt
Organism: Guillardia theta CCMP2712
Lineage: Eukaryota; Cryptophyceae; Pyrenomonadales; Geminigeraceae
Exons: 6
Coding region: 65-364 (99 amino acids)
Molecular function (GO): endopeptidase activity; protein binding
Source: RefSeq, a predicted model, not a curated record
AGAACCUUCCUCCCCAGGCAAGAAGGAUAGGAGAAGAGGAGUCAUGUUUGCACAAGGUACCAACAUGUCUGAGAGGAGGAGCGGGAACGAAAUGGCCGGCAUUGGCAUUUCAUUCCGAGCACAAGUGAACAAGCAACUGCUAAUCGUUGCCUCCAUGAAGGAUGAUGGACCCGCAGCUCGAAGCGGCAAGGUGCGGGUUGGAGAUCUGCUGGAGACAAUCGAUGGAGUGGAAGUGAAGACAACAGACUUCGAGGAACUUGCCCACCUCCUUCUAGGACCUGAAGGCUCAACAGUGAGGCUUGGGCUACGACGAGACGGCAAGCUAAUAAAUGCACCAAUAGUGAGAGAAAUUCUCUUGCGUUGAGGAAGAUGCAUGUGAAUCAGUCCCUAGGCUUAGAAAACUUGAAAUCUUGCGAAAGUACUGUCUGCUGUUCAUAUCCUAAUAUGUAAAUCGAAGCGAACU